Molecule: messenger RNA, 1592 nt
Organism: Owenia fusiformis
Lineage: Eukaryota; Metazoa; Annelida; Polychaeta; Sabellida; Oweniidae
Source: the annotation of a GenBank genome assembly
CACAGGUGCUGCCAUCUUGUGCCUAUGCAUUUUCUUGAAAGUAAAAUUCUAUCGUUUUCAAUAUUUUAGUGGAUAUAAUGACUCUACGACAGACUCCGUUGACUUGCAGUGGUCACACCAGACCAGUCACGGAUCUUCACUUCAGCGAAGUUACUCCUGAUGGCUACUUUCUCAUAAGUGCUUGCAAAGAUGGUAAGCCUAUGUUACGUCAAGGGGAUACAGGUGAUUGGAUUGGAACCUUCGAGGGACACAAAGGGGCUGUAUGGGGAGCAACAUUGAAUAAAGAAGCCUCAAAAGCUGCGACAGGUGCAGCUGAUUUUUCAGCGAAGCUAUGGGAUGCAGUGAGUGGAGAAGAAUUGAGAAGUUUCACUCAUAAGCACAUUGUUAAAAGUGUCAGUUUUUCACAUGACAGCCAGUAUCUCCUUACAGGAAGCAAUGAAAAACUACUGAGGAUAUUUGAUCUCAAUCAACCGGAAUCUGACCCAAUAAGCUUUAAUGGACACACAUCAAGUAUAAAAAGUGCAGUAUUUACCCUAGAUGGCAAAUAUAUCAUCAGUGCGGGAGAUGAUAAAAGUGUUAGAGUUUGGGAAGUAUCCAGUCAAAAAGAAAUCAAGAAAUUGGAGUUUAUAGCAAAUCCCAGUAGCCUUGAGCUUAGUCAAGAUGGCAAAACCCUCACCAUUUCAUAUGGAAACUUUGUCACAUUCUAUAACACUGAAAAUUGGGAACAAAUCAAAGAAGUGGAAGUUCCAUCUCAACUUUACACAGCAUCCUACUUACCUGAGAAAGGAAUAUUUGUUUGUGGGGGAGAAGAUUUCAAAAUGUACAAAUAUGACUUUGCAACUGGCUCAGAAGUUGAAUCAUUCAAAGGACAUUUUGGACCAAUCCAUUGCAUCAAGUUCUCCCCUGACGGUGAACUUUAUGCCAGUGGUAGUGAAGAUGGCACUCUACGACUGUGGCAGACAACUGUAGGCAAAACAUAUGGACUCUGGAAGGUCGUAGAUCCUGCUCUAGGAGAUGCUGACUGUAUCACAAAUAAUAAACCAGAAACUUAGUAACACUGGAAAUAUGACAAUCAUAAUCGUAUGUGUUCAAAAACAUUGACUUUGACAUGUGUGCCAUCCAUUUUGCAGGUUCUGGAACUCAUUUAUUUGGUGUUCAGUGCUCAAUUUUGAUUGUAUUGGAGGAAGGAAAUUCCUGAUGGAAUACGGAUGAAUGUACACACGAUUUUUUGUGACUGAGAAUUAGACUACAUGUACAUCGUAAAAUAUUGUUUUGUCUUGCCUCGUCUUGUUUUAUUUAAUUGUGAUCUUAUUGUCAAAAGCUUCUAUUCUUCAAUAUUUAAUUAUAUUUCAUGGUUGGAAACUUGUAAAAACAACUGUUCACAGGACUAAGUCUUUUUCAAGGGCCCAAAGAAAAUAAGGCCAAUGUGCCCGUUUACAAUUAACAAUUACAAUUGGCCCUAUUUUCAGUCAACCUUAUUUGGAUCAUAUACAUAUAAAUGAAUGAUUCUUUGAGCUAUGUAUUACUAACUGAAAAAAGCAUGUACUCCAUACUUUAGAAUGUGAAAAAUAAAGUCAUUAUGAAUCUUACAA